This is a messenger RNA of Meloidogyne enterolobii, 1021 nucleotides long. Lineage: Eukaryota; Metazoa; Nematoda; Chromadorea; Rhabditida; Meloidogynidae. The record is from the annotation of a GenBank genome assembly.
UUUUACAAGCAAUAUAAUGGGCAAGGAUUACUACAAGACUCUGGGAAUUUCCAAAGGCGCUUCUGACGAUGAAAUUAAGAAGGCUUAUAGAAAGAUGGCGUUGAAAUAUCAUCCGGAUAAAAAUAAAGAAGCUGGUGCUGAAGCUAAAUUUAAGGAGAUAGCUGAAGCAUACGACGUCUUGUCUGAUUCCAAAAAGAAGGAAGUUUACGAUAAAUUUGGUGAGGAAGGCCUGGCUAAUGGUGGAGCCGGUGCUGGUCCUGCUGGAGCUGGCGGCGUUCCUGGAGGUUUCCAUUAUACAUUUCAGGGAGACCCUAUGCGUAUGUUCCAACAAGCUUUUGGAAAUGGAAUGUUCACUGAAUUCACUUUUGGUGAUAAUGGCAAUGCUGAUGUAGUUUUUGGAGAUGGUCUCUUUAGCGGUUUCCCUGGUGGUUUUGGAGGAAUGGGUGGACAUGGCGGUGGAAUGCCUAGACGGCCUAAACAAGAUACUGCAAUAGUCCAUGAAUUGCCUGUUAGUCUAGAAGAUUUGUGUAAAGGAUGUACAAAAAAGAUGAAAAUUACGAGAAAAAUUGUAAACCCAGAUGGCACUUCUAGGACUGAAGACAAAUAUUUAACAAUUAAUGUCAAGCCUGGAUGGAAGAAUGGAACAAAAAUAACUUUUCCAAAGGAAGGCGAUGUUUAUCCAAAUCGUGUGCCGGCUGACAUUAUUUUUGUUAUUAAAGACAAGCCACAUCCAAAAUUUAAACGUGAAGAUUCGGACAUUCGUUAUAAACACACAAUUCCAUUGAGAGAUGCCCUCUGUGGUCUUUCUUUACGAAUUCCUACAUUGGAAGGUGAUACAAUUCCUUUGAAGAUUGCAAAUAUAGUCAAGCCUGGGUCUACUCAUCGGGUCAGAGCUCGUGGCCUUCCAAAUCCACGUACCAACAUUCGUGGUGAUUUAAUUGUUGAAUUUGAUGUUCGCUUUCCUGAUUCAAUAUCUCCAGCAGCAAAAGAACUUAUUCAAAAUGCUUUGCCGCCAAAUUGA